Messenger RNA from Populus nigra (black poplar), 2689 nucleotides. Its product is annotated as serine/threonine protein phosphatase 2A 57 kDa regulatory subunit B' theta isoform-like. The transcript has 3 exons. Gene Ontology annotation, cellular component: protein phosphatase type 2A complex. The coding region runs from base 639 to 2219 and encodes 526 amino acids. Gene Ontology annotation, molecular function: protein phosphatase regulator activity. The record is from RefSeq and is a predicted model, not a curated record. Gene Ontology annotation, biological process: signal transduction. Lineage: Eukaryota; Viridiplantae; Streptophyta; Magnoliopsida; Malpighiales; Salicaceae.
AGGAUUAGAAACUGUGAAUGUCUAGAGGGUUGGUUUGGUCACUUUGGUCUCCUUCUCUCGCUGUCUCUUCUCUGGCCCAAAGUAAUCGAGGAAAAAGAAAAAGAAAAAGAAAAAUAAAAAUAAAAGCUUUUCGUGCUCUGCUUCUUCUUUUUGAAGUAUCUGCUUCUUCUCCCAGAUGAGAUCGUAUCACUGUCUGAAUCAGCUGGUUUUUGGUCUACAAGAACUCAACGAAGGAGAUACUACUGGUGUGUGUGUGCAUGAUUUUCUAUUGCUUCAGUUUCUGCAUCUGCUUUCUUUAAUUUUUUGAAUUUCAAGUUAAAGCGUCUCUCUCGAUUCCCAUCUUUGGAAGUUUUUAGCUUUUCAAAAAGCCAAUAAAGGACAGCCAAGUCGAUGGUACUUUCUGCAAUAAAAAAUGCUUCUGGGUUUUGUUUGAUUUCUGAUAGCAAUCCUGGGUUUUUUUUCUUCUGUGGUUUCCUUUGAUAUGGAUUCUAUGCAUCUGGUUACUCUUCUCUGAUUCUGAAGUUGGGUUUGUGCUGUCCUUUAAUGGACUGAAAUCUGCUUCAGGGGACAAUCUGUAUGCGCCUGGGUUUAACAGCAACUUUGAUCCUUGUGCGCGUAGAAUAUUUUUUUUUUAAGUUAUGAUCAAACAAAUACUUGGAAGGCUUCCCAAGAAGCCUUCCAAGUCAUCCGAGAAUCGUGAAUUUGGGGGUCCAUCUAUUGCUCCUUCAAAUACUUCCUCAGCUUCUAAAAGCAACAGUGAUUUCCAGAGCAACAGGCUUGGAACUUUAAACAACUCAUCUCCUCCUGGUCUUGAUUCUGCUCCUCAUUUAGGUUUUAGUCAUGGAAUGAAGCCUACCCAGGUUGGGAAUCCAAAGCUGAAUGGCAGUUCAGUGCCUCCACCGUAUGAAGCAUUGCCUACAUUCAGGGAUGUCCCGAAUUCUGAGAAGCAAAACUUGUUUGUUAGAAAGCUCAACUUGUGCUGUGUGGUGUUUGACUUUGCUGACCCCACUAAAAAUUUGAAAGAAAAGGAUAUCAAGCGCCAGACGUUGCUUGAGCUCGUGGAUUAUAUUACUUCUGCAAACGGGAAGUUCACGGAAACUGUCAUGCAAGAAGUUAUAAAGGUGGUAUCUGUUAAUUUAUUUAGGCCGCGUUCUCCACAGACCCGGGAGAAUAAGGUAUUAGAGGCCUUUGAUUUGGAAGAGGAGGAGCCCAUGAUGGACCCAGCAUGGCCUCACUUGCAAAUUGUGUAUGAAUUCUUUCUUAGAUUUGUUGCAUCACCUGAGACAGAUGCAAAGUUGGCUAAGAGGUACGUUGAUCACUCUUUUGUUCUCAAGUUGUUAGAUCUCUUUGAUUCUGAGGAUCCAAGGGAGAGAGAGUAUCUGAAGACAAUUCUGCAUCGCAUCUAUGGAAAGUUUAUGGUGCAUCGUCCAUUCAUCAGGAAAGCUAUCAAUAAUAUCUUCUUCCGUUUUAUUUUUGAAACGGAGAAGCAUAAUGGGAUUGCUGAGCUUUUAGAGGUUUUGGGUAGCAUAAUCAAUGGGUUUGCUUUGCCGCUAAAAGAAGAACACAAAUUGUUCCUUGUUCGGGCACUGAUCCCCCUUCACAAGCCAAAGUGUUUACCUAUGUACCAUCAGCAAUUAUCAUACUGCAUUACACAGUUUGUGGAGAAAGACUGCAAGCUUGCUGACACUGUUAUAAGAGGUUUAUCAAAGUACUGGCCAAUUACUAAUAGUUCCAAGGAGGUCAUGUUCCUAAGUGAGUUGGAGGAAGUCUUAGAAGCAACUCAACCAGCAGAAUUCCAAAGAUGUAUGGUACCCCUGUUUCGUCAAGUAGCUCGUUGCUUGAGCAGUUCACACUUCCAGGUGGCAGAAAGGGCUUUGUACUUGUGGAACAAUGAUCAUAUUGAGAACUUAAUUAGACAGAACCGCAAAGUUAUACUCCCCAUUAUCUUUCCUGCCCUGGAGAAAAAUGGACGUAACCACUGGAAUCAGGUGGUGCAGAGCUUAACAGUUAAUGUUCGCAAGAUCUUUGCUGAUAUUGACCCUGAGCUGUUCGAGGAGUGCUUACGCCAGUUUCAAGAAAAUGAAGCGAAGGCAGAGGAGAUCAAAACAAAACAAGAAGCGACCUGGAAGCGCUUAGAAGAGAUUGCGGCAACAAAAGCCACAAGUAGUGAAGCAGUCCUUGUUCCCUGGGCUAUACCCACCUUAACAUCUUCCGGCUAGAGAUAGUGUUAUCCAUAUGUUGUAUAAAAUUAUUCAAUUUCAUUGACUGGUCUCAGAGUGGCAAGAUGGUCAUUAUGUUUUAUGAGUUUGAUAUUCUCAUGGAUCCAUGCCCGAUUUCUCUUUUCUGGUUCCCAACGUCAAGAUGUUCAGGGUAUGAUAUCAUUGUGUAGCAAUGUAGCUGACAACUCUGCUGUUUGCUCGGGGGACUAUAUACAGGGUAAGGCCAAGAGCUAAUAGCUGAACUCACAUUUAUAAUGGAGAGGGAUAAAACUAGUAAUUUUGUUAAUUUUUAUCGUAAUUGAUAUUUAGAGCGUUACAUGAAGAAGCUACAGAUCACACAGGUGAUUUAAGAACUGUCUUGAUUUUAGUUUGGUCUUGUGUAUUUACCAAACACUUUGAUCUCAUUUCUUAUUUGCAUGUAUCAUAUAUAUGUUUUAUUGUGUAAAAGUGAAACUUUUUGUGGGUGUGAA